Messenger RNA from Myotis lucifugus (little brown bat), 3199 nucleotides. It is a transcript of the gene ADRA1D, whose product is annotated as adrenoceptor alpha 1D. Gene Ontology annotation, biological process: positive regulation of cytosolic calcium ion concentration; adenylate cyclase-activating adrenergic receptor signaling pathway; phospholipase C-activating G protein-coupled receptor signaling pathway. The record is from RefSeq and is a predicted model, not a curated record. Gene Ontology annotation, molecular function: alpha1-adrenergic receptor activity. Gene Ontology annotation, cellular component: membrane. NCBI's taxonomy places the organism in Eukaryota, Metazoa, Chordata, Mammalia, Chiroptera, Vespertilionidae.
UCCACGCCGGCCUCGGGGAGCCCCGGCCGCCGCGCCUCCGCCCCACUCUGCUGGCGGCCAGCCGAGCUCCGCGUCGCGGGAACUUGGGCAGGACUCCGACGGUACCGGGGCGCGGGGCGCGGGGCUGGACCGGAGCCCUGCGGCUAUGUCCGGUGGCCCCCUCCCUGACAGUCACUGUUCCUGUGCCCGGGUCCUGCCCCCGACGGCCGCGCGUUGAGAUGACUUUCCGCGAUCUACUGAGCGCCAGUUUCGAGGGACCCCGCCCGAACGGCAGCGCCUCGGGCUCCAGCGCGGGCGGCGGAGGGGGCGGUGCGUGUGGCGCAGCCGCCUCGGAGGGCCCGGCGGUAGGCGCACUGCCCGGGACCGCGGGUGGCAGCGGCGGCGGCGGCAGCGUGGUGGGCGCGGGCAGUGGCGACAACCGGAGCUCCUCCGGGGAGCCGGGGGCCGUGGGCGCCGGCGGCGAGGUGAACGGCACGGCGGCCGUCGGGGGUCUGGUGGUGAGCGCGCAGAGCGUGGGCGUCGGCGUCUUUCUGGCCGCCUUCAUCCUCCUGGCUGUGGCGGGCAACCUGCUGGUCAUCCUCUCGGUGGCCUGCAACCGCCACCUGCAGACGGUCACCAACUAUUUCAUCGUGAACCUGGCCGUGGCCGACCUGCUGCUGAGCACCACGGUGCUGCCCUUCUCGGCCACCAUGGAGGUUCUGGGCUUCUGGGCCUUCGGCCGGGCCUUCUGCGACGUGUGGGCUGCCGUGGACGUGCUGUGCUGCACUGCCUCCAUCCUCAGCCUCUGCACCAUUUCGGUGGACCGGUACGUGGGCGUGCGCCACUCACUCAAGUACCCCACCAUCAUGACGGAGCGCAAGGCGGCCGCCAUCCUGGCGCUGCUCUGGGCUGUGGCCCUCGUGGUGUCCGUGGGGCCCCUGCUGGGCUGGAAGGAGCCAGUGCCCCCUGAUGAGCGCUUUUGCAGCAUCACCGAGGAGGUGGGCUACGCCGUCUUCUCCUCCGUGUGCUCCUUCUACCUGCCCAUGGCCGUCAUCAUAGUCAUGUACUGCCGCGUGUACGUGGUAGCGCGCAGCACCACGCGCAGCCUCGAGGCCGGCGUCAAGCGGGAGCGGGGCAAGGCCUCCGAGGUGGUGCUGCGCAUCCACUGUCGUGGCGCCGCCUCGGGUACCGACGGCGCGCACCGAGGGCUGCGCAGCGCCAAGGGCCACACCUUCCGCAGCUCGCUGUCGGUGCGCCUGCUCAAGUUCUCCCGCGAGAAGAAGGCUGCCAAGACGCUGGCCAUCGUCGUGGGAGUCUUCGUGCUCUGCUGGUUCCCCUUCUUCUUCGUCCUGCCACUUGGUUCCCUGUUCCCGGAGCUGAAGCCCUCGGAGAGCGUCUUCAAGGUCAUCUUCUGGCUCGGCUACUUCAACAGCUGCGUGAACCCGCUCAUCUACCCCUGCUCCAGCCGCGAGUUCAAGCGCGCCUUCCUCCGCCUCCUGCGCUGCCAGUGCCGGCGUCGCCGGCGCCGCCGCCCCCUCUGGCGGGUCUACGGCCACCACUGGCGGGUCUCAACCGGCGGGCCGCGCCCCGACGGCGCCGCCAGCCCGGGUGCUGCGCUCCCCGGGGCCCCCCUGGCCCUCGCCGAGCUCGCGGCCCCAGGCUCCCCAGGCACACCCGAGGCGCAGGCUGCCGGCGCCGGCCGCGCAAAGCCGUGCGCUUUCCGCGAGUGGAGGCUGCCCGGGCCGUUCCGGAGACCCACCACCCAGCUGCGGGCCAAGGUCUCCAGCCUGUCGCACAAGAUCCGCGCCGGGAGCGGCGCCCUGCGCUCGGAGGUGGAGGCUGUGUCCCUUGGCGUCCCCCACAACGUCGUGGAGGGCGCCACCUGUCAGCCCUACGAACUGGCGGACAGCGACGACCUCCGGGAGACUGAUAUUUAAGGACCCCCAGAGCUAGGCCUGGGUCGGGGCGGGGGGUGCUAGGGGAGGUGGAUAAGGUGGGGUGAGGGCGAGGACGUGAGGAGCGGCUAGCUUUGUUCAAGAGGCCCGUGUGGAUCAGGGAUUCGAAACUGAUCAGGGCAGCUGCUCUCCAGCAUCCCUGAGGAAGGGAGGCGGAGCGGUGCCCUGGAGGGGUGGAAGGUGAUGGGCCCCCACUAGACACAGAUGCCCGAGCUCCUCCUUUCGGAGGGAGGGGGUGCGGACCCUGGGUGGGGGGGGGCCAUUUGCUCCCAACCCCUAUUUGAGAAACACUGCCCCAUCCAUGCCUUGAACCCUGGUCUACGUAGACAGCCCCAAGUCUGGCCAGGCAGGCCUGUCCCUCCUCUUGGGGAGAAAGGGGCAGGGAGGCCUGCAUGGCUGCCCCACUGCCUCCCUAGGAAAACGUCAUUGGGACACAGUUUCUCCUUACUGCCACCUGGAGGAACCUGGAGACCUGUCACCGCCACCCGCAAGCUUUGGUGGCAGAUGGAUGACUGUUUUUACAAGCCUGUUGUAUUUACCCGUGGACCCUGCUGGUACUCCUCCUUGCACACUGCAUCACCUGCCCCUGCCCCCUGUACCUCCCCCGCCCCCCCCAAGGGCCUUACUGUUUACACUCUGUACAUAGCUCCUUGUGCCUGUGCCCAUCACCUCCCGCUGGGAUCCGGAGCUGUCACAUGGGGAGAGCUUUAUUUGUCAUUUUGAGACAUAUUUAUUGGCAAGAGUACUUCUAUUUUGUCCAAACCGUGCAAACUGUCCCUCCUUAGCUUAUAACCUAUAAAGAACUACUUUUUUUUUUCUAGAAUUCUUCAAGUACUGAAGGCCCACAACAGGAUAGAUUGGGUAUUCGUGCACCUUUCUAGUUUCAACUUAACUGGCUCUUUAACUGUCCCUUUGGGACUUGUAGCAUGACCAAAGGACUCUGGAGGAGGAGGAGGUUUUAAAUUCACACGCCUAGUCUUGGGAAACAAACAGUAAUCAUAAACACAAAUUUCCGCUUUGCCAGUCUCCCCAGAUGUACCUGUGAUGCAGUCAUCAGUUAAACGGGUGGAACGUUACAAGAAAAAAUAUACAAGCCCAAGUAGACAGGUGUGCAUGGUGAGUGAGAGAACACCUACCCAGGAACCAUGCUUGCCACCCCAGGAGGGCCCCACUUUGCAGCACUUUGGCCACCCUACAGCUGGGGUCACUGGGGGACAGCCCUUAUGGUCUCACAGGGGUGGGGGCUGUUGGUCAAAUCAGGGCUC